GCAACCCAUUAGCUCUUCUCUCUGACAAAAUUAUGGAGUGGAAAUAUGAAGACCCCGAGCUUAACAACCUCAAAAACUCAUGCUCAAACAUAAAAUCACUACUUCAAACAUCAGUCAAUAUGCAAAUAAGUUUAGCGAAAAUGGAUAGAAGUUUCGAUUUAUUGCAAGAAACUCUAUCUGCAACAUCAAAAUCAUUAGCUCCCUUGCAAACCCAUGCCAUGACAGCAAAAGCCUUAGAAACUAGAAUCAAUAGAGCCAUGACACCUGCUUUAACACUUCUAAAGAGCUUCAAAUUAGCUGAAUCGCUUCAGCACAAACUUCUAUCCAUUGGUUCAAAAUUGUCUAUGAAACAUAUAGACCCUGAGAAGAGAUUGCAUAAGUUAAUCAAAUAUGUUGAUUGUGUUGAUCAGCUUAAUUCAGCUAUUGAUUCUGUAUGUCAAGAGUGUGAGCCUACUCUUCAGAAGCUUCAAGAAACAGUUGAGUUCUUGAGUAGAACAAAAGCUACUGAUCAGUUUAGAAUACAGAGAUUGAGGGAAACACUUGUUACUCUUAAAGCACUUUAUGAAACUGAGAUUGGAGCUAUGAGAUAUGAAGGGUUGCUUGAUGAAGCUUUAUUAACUUUGCAAGAUGAAUAUGAGAACAUUUUGUUGCAAUUGAAUCAUGCAUUAUUUUUGGGUCAUGAAGUGGUAAAUGAGGACAUCGAAGGUAGUGAUCAAGCGAUAACUGGUAGAGAUGAUGCAAUUCAUUAUCUGGGUUCUGAGUUGGAGGUUCAGGUGCUUAGAAGAAUUUCAGAAACCUUAACUAGAAAUGAUUGUUUGGAUAUUUGUAUCGACAUCUUCGUCAAGGCAAGGUAUAGAAGAGCUGCAAAAGCAUUAAUGAGAUUGAAUCCAGAUUAUCUCAGGAGAUACACACCUGAAGAGAUCAAUGAAAUGGAAUGGGUAGCUCUAGAAACAUCAAUUACCUUGUGGAUUCAACACUUUCAGUUAGCAGUGAAAACUGUUUUUGUGUCAGAAAAGAAGCUGUGCAACCAAGUUUUUCUUGAAAUCAUGGAUGGACUAAUAUGGGCUGAAUGUUUCGUCAAAAUCACUGAUAAAUUCAUGGCUGUCUUCUUUAGAUUUGGUGAAGGAGUAGCUAGGAGUAGUAAAGAACCACAGAAACUGUUCAAAUUGUUGGACAUGUUUGAAUCUUUAGAGAAACUUGAAGUUGAAUUCUCGGAAAUUUUUGAUGGAGAUGCAGGGAAUGAUAUUUGUUCCAGGUUUAGAGAACUGCAGAAACUUCUUGUCCAUGCUUCUACUAAGGUAUUUUGGGAAUUUGGAUUGCAAAUUGAAGGAAAUCAUGAUGGAUUUCCUCCUCCUCAGGACGGAUCUGUUCCUAAGCUUGUCAGGUAUGCAGUAAAUUAUCUGAAAUACCUUUCAUCUGAUCAAUAUCAAACAUCCAUGGCAAAAGUCAUACGAAUUGAACAAAUGUGGAAAGCAGGUUUCUUAUCAAAACCAGAUUCUGAUGAAAAUUUACUACAAGAUGCAAUUUCUAAUGUCAUGGAAGCUCUAGAGAGGAAUAUAGAAUUUAAGAAAUCUCGUUACAAAGACAGAGUGUUGCCUCACGUAUUCUCGAUGAACACUUACUGGUAUAUUUACAUGAGAAGUAGAAAUUCAGAACUAGGAAACAUAUUAGGAGAACAAUUAUUGAAGAAGAAAUACAAAACUGUAGCCGAAGAAUCAGCAUAUAUGUAUCAGAGACAGGCUUGGGGACCUAUCGUGAAGUUAUUAGAAAAUGGAGCAAAACCGAAGAAAGAGUAUGACACUAAGAAAGAAGUUGUAAGUGCUCUUGCAAGAGGCAAAAUGGAAGCUUUUAAGAACGCUUUUGAAGAUAAUUUGCAGAAACAUAGAGGUGGUUAUUAUAAUAUUCUUGACGAAGAUUUGAAAGAACAACUAAGAGAAGCUACGGUGAAUUUGGUUGUACCUGUUUAUGUUGAAUAUUUGGAGACUUAUUCAUUGGUUCUUAAAGCGAGGUCAUUUCCUUCACCGGAUUCGGUUCAAGCUAUGUUAGUGCAAGUGUUUAGUGCGAGAGGGAAUCCGAACAUUACUCAACGACGACACUUGAUCGAUCAAUUAGGUGGAAGAAACCCGGGUUCUGCUGAUGGGUCUAGUGAGAUUAAGGAAUUUAAAAGGUAAAAUUUAUUCGUGUAUUGUAUAAUAAGGUUUAACUUGAAAAUUACAAUGCAAGUUUUUGGUUUUCUAUUCAUGUAGCUGUGAUGUGUAAGUUUGUGGUGAUAAUAUUGUAAAAUGGGAUCAAGUCUGUCAUUAUGGUA
Molecule: messenger RNA, 2308 nt
Organism: Papaver somniferum (opium poppy)
Lineage: Eukaryota; Viridiplantae; Streptophyta; Magnoliopsida; Ranunculales; Papaveraceae
Product: exocyst complex component EXO70A1-like
Exons: 3
Coding region: 33-2171 (712 amino acids)
Biological process (GO): exocytosis
Cellular component (GO): exocyst
Molecular function (GO): phosphatidylinositol-4,5-bisphosphate binding
Source: RefSeq, a predicted model, not a curated record